This is a messenger RNA of Cantharellus anzutake, 360 nucleotides long. RefSeq lists its product as uncharacterized. The record is from RefSeq and is a predicted model, not a curated record. The coding region runs from base 1 to 360 and encodes 119 amino acids. Lineage: Eukaryota; Fungi; Basidiomycota; Agaricomycetes; Cantharellales; Hydnaceae. The transcript has 3 exons.
AUGUCAAUGCCACUAACAGCACAAGCAGAUAAGUGGAGGGAGAGGGAUCUAGUGAAGCAGGCAUUUAAUGCCCAAGUCAUUCAGCUGAAGGCAGAUUUUGAAAGCCGCGUCUCUGCUAUUGCGCUAGAGUUCUCAGGCCGUGGACGCCACUAUUCCAAGCAUCAAAUUCGCAGCCAGAUAAUCUAUAACCUAUCGAAACCAAAGAAGACUCGUAAGCCAAUGCUUCGCAAUGCAUGGGCCCAUGCUGAGGCUGAGGCCCGACGUUUGAAAGAGGGCACAUUGCCAGCCUUGCCCUACAAGGAGGAGUACCUUGAGCUCCUUGGGGAAAUCAACGAAAAAAUAUCACAUAUGAGGACAUAG